ACAUCUUCGUGUUUGUGUGACGGAGCAAUUCGGCGUGAAUUCCUGUAUUGAUAUUACUAUUCGAGAUGGCCAAACUGAUGCAUAUAAUUCUAGCUCUAUGCCUUGUGCAGGUUUCAUUGGCUCGUGUCACCCGUGACGCUCCUGUGGCAGCGGAGGACAGCUCCUUUUUCAAGUCCCUUACUGACUUUGGCGCCAAGGUUCAGGAAGCGCUUGUUGAAACACAACAAAGUGUUCUAAAAGCGCUCGGUUUCCAAUCGAAUGAAGAAGUUGUCGAAACCAUAAAGAAAAACACCAACAAAUAUGUGGAACAACUUAAAUCUAUUCAAAGUACUAUCCAGGAAGAAGCACAAAAGCAAGCGAGUGUUUUCGACCCUAUUGUCAAGGAUUUGAAUGAUAAAAUCGCCGAAACAACGAAGAAGCUCAGUGAACAAAACCCAGAGCUGGUCCAGAAAGCUAAAGAGUAUCAGGAGACUGUUCAGGCCAAUAUUCAGUCUUUGGUUACCGAAGCACAGAAAGCUGGUGAUCGAUUGCGUGACGAAAGCCAAGGCGUAUCUGAACAGUUGAAAACUGCCAUCAAAAAGCUGUAUGAUGCUACCGUCCAAAUGCAACAGGAAACUUCCAACGAAUUGGUACCGAAAAAAGAUUAGUGAUCAGUAUAUUAGUUUCCAAUUAGUGUAAGCAUUGUAUUGUUAGAAAGGUGCAACAGAGAUCUAUCAAUAAAUGACUCGUCUCGUUCGUUUGUAGACAGAGUGAUAUUCAA
Messenger RNA from Malaya genurostris, 760 nucleotides. Its product is annotated as apolipophorin-3-like. Gene Ontology annotation, molecular function: lipid binding. NCBI's taxonomy places the organism in Eukaryota, Metazoa, Arthropoda, Insecta, Diptera, Culicidae. Bases 66 to 647 code for a protein of 193 amino acids. The transcript is spliced from 3 exons. Gene Ontology annotation, biological process: lipid transport. The record is from RefSeq and is a predicted model, not a curated record. Gene Ontology annotation, cellular component: extracellular region.